Trichobilharzia szidati is the source of this 4980-nucleotide messenger RNA. The record is from the annotation of a GenBank genome assembly. Lineage: Eukaryota; Metazoa; Platyhelminthes; Trematoda; Strigeidida; Schistosomatidae.
CAAAAGCAGCACGUUUGGACAUUGAGCAAUGCAAACCUAUUUGGCGGGAGUACUUUCUGCUCUUGAUCUCCGAGUUUGAGUUUAUCGCAGGAGCUGACAAAUGAGUGCUCCUAACAUACCCAACAAUACAAUCAGGCAUAAUUUAUUUGAUGUAUAUCGUCCUGAUUACCCUGUCACUGUUCCCAUUAUCUCCCAAGCACCAACGCUAGGCAGUGCUCCCAGAAAUGUAUUUACCACAUACUCUUCAAAUCCACAAUCCAGAAGUGUACAAAAAUCCACUGGUAAGAAAAGAAAAAUAAUUUAACCACUUAUCAUCGAAUUUACUUUGUUCUAUUUUUCUUCUUCUUCUUCUUUAGUCAAUAAUUCAAUGUCAAACUUUUCCCUAGUCACUACAAGUAAUAUUACCCAACAGAAUGCUAACAAUACGGCCAAUCAUCCAACCUUCAAUAAUCUCUUUCAAUCACUUUUAAGUGCGUCAACUUCUCAACAGGCGUCUAUGCCGCCUGCUAAUGUAACAGGUUAUGUGAAUACAAUAGCAUCAGGGCAAAAUGGAAAUUUAUUCACUAGUUUUCGACCUGCACAGUUAACUUAUCAGUCAAAUAAUAUACGUAUCACUUUGCCUACAAGUGUUUCACUUGUAUCUCCUCAUGUCACAGUGAAUUCAAAUGCUUUAAGAUCAUCAAAUCCUACUUCAUCACAUAAUAAUAUGAAUAAUGGGACACAAAGUACAAUAACAACUACAGCAGCAACAGCAACAACGACAACAAAAACAACAACUGCAACCACGACUGGUCGAUUUAGCAAAGCAAUGUCUACAGAAUCAUUGUUUGUUUCAACUAAUCUUAUUCCAUGCAAUGGGAUGAAGAAGUUAGGCGCUAUGACAUUUCUUCGAUGGGCAGCAGCGUGUACACAUGCCUUCAGAAAGGACCGAAUAUCUGUAUGGCCUAAAUCUAAAGUUGAUAUCGAUGCACUACAUGAAAUGAAUUGGCUUAUCUCUCCACCUGGCCUACUUGGCAUUUAUUCAGAAUCACCAUUUCUACGUCCUGCUGUAUUACUACGUCGUGUACAAUUUGCAGCUCCUGGAAGUAUAAAUCCAAAUAUCCCCGAUGUUGAUAAUAUGGUCCGUACUCUUCGUGAAAUGGCUGAUGCUAAAGCAACAAAAUAUUCACGUUUUGCACCGCAUUUCCCGUCAUCUGCAGCUUCUGUUGGAUUUACAACUGAUUAUAUGACUUAUAUAUUUACGUUGGAAUUAGAACGUCAAGUUGUUCGACUGCUGUUACGUUCUAAGAAUAUUGGUCAUUCAAAUUGGCGAGUAGUACUAAGACUUGGCUGGGCUACAACAGAUUUCUACGUUCCAGGUGAUACAUCUUCGAACAGUGCAAGUCACCGUGCUAUUGUCCCGGAAUCACUACCACGUUGUCUUUCUGUUCGUGUUGGUGGUCGAGUUAUCCCCCUGCCUGAUCCUAUUUUCCAUGGGGGUCAAGCUCAACGUUUAGGCAAACGACUUCGUAUGUCUAUUGAUAUUACUGAAAAAGUUCUUAUGAAAUGUAAUUCUGGCAUCAGAAAUAAAGUUGUCGAUAUUGAAUUGACUUGGUUGCAUGCACCACUAGAAGAUCAAACUAUGGAUCUGUUAAGUCUACUUGCUGAUGGAUUAGUCUCUCCUUUACUCUGUCAUCUAGUCGGUUUGCCUUUAGUUCAAGUGACACUGGAUCGAGUGUAUACAGUUGCAGACCUACGAAAUAUCUUUAGUCCAGGCGAUCCAGAUGCAUUGAAAAAAUUCAUUGAAGGACCUGUAUUAGAUGAUACAAAUUUUCCACCUUUAACAACAAAUUCAGAUGACUCGGGGCCUUUAGAACAUCAUGGAGUUUAUGGAAUAUAUGAUAGCUGUCUACCUCCUGAAUGUAUGCUACGUAUGGAGAAUACAAAGCUUGAAUUGAAAUCUCGUUUUGAGAAGAAUGAUGACAGCGAUAAUGAUGUGAUUAUCGGGGAUGGAGAUGCAGAUGGCGAUGUUGAAGCGGCUGAUUACAUUCCAAUAUGCUUAUUGUGUCCACUUACUCGAACAAGAAUUGAGAUUCCUGUAAGAUCGCAUAAUUGUUCGCAUCUUCAAUGUUUCGAUUUAAGUUCCUAUCUAACAAUGAAUCUGCGUCGACCUCGUUGGACAUGUCCAAUAUGUAGUACACAUUCACCAUUUCGUGAUUUAAGAGUUGAUGAAUUAUUUAUGAGUAUUAUUCAAGAUCCACGUAGUGCUAAUCUUGAAUUUGUUCAUGUGGAUUCAAAUGGUGAUUGGCAUUUAAACAGUUUCCGUAGUACCAAUGCUGCUCCUACUGCUAGUGCUACUGCUACUGCUACUGUUCCUACUACCAAUGAUUCACACACUGACGACAAAUGUCCACCAGCUACACAAAUCAAGUCUACCGACGAUGAUGCCGCAUCAAAUAAUAAUCAAGGAGAUAAUAAUGAUAGUGGUUUGAUAGAAACUGAUAGUGUUGUCAAGGAGGAUAAAACAGAAAGCGGCGGUGGAGGUGAUGGAGAAAGCGGCAAUUCCCCUGAAAAAAGUCAAAGCAUAAUGAAUGAAUCCAAGGAAACGGUGACAUCUGUUGACAGUCUUGAAGCUACUACUAAUACUACUGCGACUACGACGACGACGACUUCUCCUACUGCCACUACCACUAGCACUACUGGGGUAAGAGAAAAUCGUCAUUCAGAGGAACCUAUAGUGAUUAUAUUAAGCGAUGAUGACGAUGAUGUUGUUAAUGAGAAUGAAGGUGCCGGUGGCGAAAAGAAUGAAGAAGGUCAUCCAUCCAGCACUCAUAGUGAAUUAAGAAAUGAUAAUGAAAAUAGGAAUUCUACUGAUAAAUUAAAGAGUCCUGUACGUAAUCACUCUGUACCACAUACCGAUGAAAAGGUCAAUGGAAUUACACCAAUUCCUCUUUCAAAAUAUACAACCUUUGAAAUUGAUUUAACCAAUGAUGACUCUUCAGACUCAUCACUUAAUGAUGAUACACCUAGUAGAAUAUUAGAUAAAGUAAGAUCAUUUAAUAAACAACAUCAACAACAACAACAACAUCAGCAUCAUCGUCAGCAGCAGCAGCAGCGUAAUCGUCAUCCUCGUCAUCCUUAUACUAUUGUACCACUAGCACCACGACCGUCACAACCGCCACAACCUCAACAACAAUUAGUAAUCAAUAAUAGUGGAGAAGUUGGCCAACAACCAUUAUUCAAUUCAACAACAACAACACCAUCAUCAUCCUCGUCAUCAUCAUCAACAUCGACAUCAACAUCCUCUUCAGAGUCAUCUAUGCGUACACCUGAUCAACAACAACAACACCAACAGCACCAUCCUCUUCAUCAACAAUUAAGUCUUUGUACUAAAGGUGAUCCGUUGAUUGUCAUUAGUCCACUACCGGCAAUGAGUGUUGCCAGUGCAAUAUCCGGUUCACUUAGAAUCGAUGAUGAAAUUGAUAUGCAUUUAAUGAAUCAAUAUAAUUCCUUGAGAAAUGAACUUUCUAAAGAUGCCAAUAAACAAUUAUCACUUUUAAACGAUAAUAACAGUAAUAGUACUAUUAUUACUAUUACUACAACUAGUACUAAUAGUAAUACUAAUACUACUAUUACUACUACAAAUGACAGUGGUAGUAGUACUGGUGCUGGUGCUAGUACUGGAGCUGGUAAUUGGUCUAUGCUGUCUAUGCCGUCGUUUACUACAACAAAUGAUGCUUUGCUCAAUUCACUGAAUCCUGAAUCGGAAUUUUAUAAACAUUUAUUAGAAGUGACUGCAGAUCGAGUGAAUCAAACAUUACUUAAGCAUAAUUCAUCAAUGGAUAACAAUACUACUAAUACUACUAAUAGUAGUAGUGGUGCAAAUAAACGAAAAAGUAAUUUAUCAUCAAGUAGUUACAGUAAACGAAUUGACAAUCGAACAAAAUCCACUUCUAAGAAGAUUGUUUUAUUGGAUUCUGAUGAUGAAAUGAUUGAUGCUAUAUCGAAUUCCAUUCCAACUUCUCCGACUACUACUACUACUACACAUCGUCGAAAUGCUCAUAUAGUGAAAAUGCAACAAGUCACCGCUCUAGCUCGUCUAAUCCAAGAAAGAUCACGUCGUAUUAAACCUUCGACUGAAACAUCGAAAAAUCAAAACCAAAGCCAAAGUCUAGAGGCGUCGUCGACAGUCGACAAUCAUCAUCAUCAUAAUCAUCCGUCAACAAGUUAUACCACCAGCAGUAGCAAUAGUAGUAGAACUGUACAAAAACACAAUAAUACCCUCCCUAGAGAACCUUCUCCGAGAAGAAGAACACGUCCACUUAGACAAAAUCGUCGAAAAAGUCGAAUUGAACCGAUUGACAGUGAAAAUUCCUCUUGUAGUAGUACUAGUGAUGCUUGUUGUAUUUCAGAAAUGUCAUGUAUCUCAGAAUCAGGAGAAGAAGGAGAAGAUGAUGAAGAAGAAGCAGCAUCACGUGGAUCUUCAUUCAGUGGGUCACAGUUCACAGAUGAAGAUGAUGACGAUGAUGAUGAUGAUGAUGAUAUAUCGAUUGAGUCUUUCUCAUCCGACGAUCGUUGGUCACCGUCACGCGAAUAUACUUCCAAUAAUAAGAAACAAACAAACAAACGGAAACCUACAAAAGUUAGACGAUGAAAAUGUUGUAUUUCUCUAUUAUUGUUCAGAUUUCUUAACAUUGUUAUUAUUAUUAUUACCGGCUGUACUGGCAUUUCUAUUCUCCCUAUAAAGUUUGUACAGUUUAAUGUUGGUUUUGCCAAUUUCUAUUUGUAUAUUUGAAACAUGAUCUCUCAUUUGAUGAAUGAAUAAAAUAAAAUAAAAUUGUGUUAAUUAAUAUAUGUGUGUGUAAAACUUGGACACUGCGGUGGUAGUAAGUGAUUCCAUAUUAGUUUGUUUAUUAGAUGGAUAUAUCACAUAGUCAGUGAAACAGUAUUAUUGUUUCGCUGGAUGGCAAAAUUUCGAACACAAUUCAUCACUGUUCAUAA